AUGGAAAGCAUCAACAGCACAUUGUUGACUGAGUUCAUCUUGACAGGAAUUCCCUACCCACUCAGGCUAAGGACAUUUCUUUUUGUGUUCUUUUUGCUGACCUACAUUCUGACUCAGCUGGGGAACCUGCUUAUUCUAAUCACCGUCUGGGUAGAUGUGCAACUCCAUUCCCAUCCCAUGUACAUCUUUCUUGGUGUUCUUUCCAUCAUCGACAUGGCCAUCUCCACCACCAUUGUUCCUCGCCUCAUGAUGAAUUUCACUUUAGGCAUUAAGCCCAUCUCAUUUGGUGGCUGUGUCACUCAGCUCUAUUUUUAUCACUUCCUGGGCAGCACCCAGUGCUUCCUCUAUACCCUGAUGGCCUAUGACAGGUACCUGGCAAUAUGUCGGCCCCUGCACUACCCUGUACUCAUGAAUGCUAAACUGACUACCUUACUUGUGGCUGGAGCUUGGGUGGCAGGAUCCAUCCAUGGGCUUCUCCAGGCCAUCCUAACCUUCCGUCUGCCUUACUGUGGACCCAACCAGGUGGAGUAUUUUUUUUGUGACAUCCCUGCAGUUUUGAAGUUGGCCUGUGCUGAUACAACAGUCAAUGAGCUGGUGACCUUUGUGGACAUUGGGGUGGUGGUUGCCAGUUGCUUCACCCUGAUUCUCCUCUCCUACAUACAGAUCAUUCAGGCUAUCCUGAGAAUACGUACAGCUGAUGGUCAGCGCCGGGCUUUUUCAACCUGUGGAGCCCAUGUAACUGUGGUAACUGUGUACUAUGUGCCUUGUGCCUUCAUCUACCUGAGACCUGAAACAAACAGCCCCCUAGAUGGGGCAGGGGCUCUGUUCCCCACAACCAUCACUCCUUUUCUCAACCCCCUCAUCUACACUCUGCGGAACCAAGAGGUGAAGCUGGCCCUGAAGAGAAUGAUAGGAGGCCUAAGGACUAAGAGUCAGGUUUGA
Phyllostomus hastatus (greater spear-nosed bat) is the source of this 942-nucleotide messenger RNA. Its product is annotated as olfactory receptor 10G3. Lineage: Eukaryota; Metazoa; Chordata; Mammalia; Chiroptera; Phyllostomidae. Gene Ontology annotation, molecular function: olfactory receptor activity; G protein-coupled receptor activity. The coding region runs from base 1 to 942 and encodes 313 amino acids. Gene Ontology annotation, biological process: G protein-coupled receptor signaling pathway. The record is from RefSeq and is a predicted model, not a curated record. The transcript has a single exon. Gene Ontology annotation, cellular component: membrane.